AUGGCUACUACUCAUCGAACUAUAGUUCCUCGUCGAAAAUUAGCAUUAAUUAUUGGAAAUAAUAAUUAUAGUCGACCAGAAAGUAAACUUCGUCAUUGUAUUAAUGAUGCUAAUGAUUUAAGUGAUGUGUUAACUAAUAUUCGUUUUCAUGUUACAACAAAACUUGAUUUAAGUAAUUCACAAAUGGUUUCAACUAUAAAUAGUUUUUCUAAAACUAUAAAUGAUGGUGAUUUAGUAUUAUUUUAUUUUUCUGGACAUGGUUAUCAAAUCAAAGGUACAAAUUAUUUAAUGCCAGUUGAUGAUGGUCAAAUUGAAACGGAAGAUGAUGUAGAAGAUUUUGCUGUUCCUGUUGAACGUACAAUAAAACGAUUAGCAGAAAAAACUCCUUCAUUUGUAACUGUAUUUAUCUUAGAUUGUUGUAGAUUAUACUGGCCAAAACAAAGUCCAAAACCAAAAGCUGUUUUUGAGGGUAAAGGUUUACAUACAAUGAAAUCACCAGCAGGUACAUUUAUUCAAUUUGCAUGUGAUGCAGAUCAAACAGCUAGUGAUGGAUUAGAUGAAGAACGAAAUGGUUUAUUUACUAAACAUUUACUUAAACAUAUUGCUAAUCCAAAUGAAGAUAUUGUUCAAAUUUUUCAAGGUAUUGCAGCUGAUGUUUUUGAAGAAAGUAAUCGUACACAAAGACCAUUAAGUAUAAAUGCAUUAUAUCGACGUGGACAUGUUUAUCUUAAUGAAAAUACUCCAGUUAAUCUUGGAAAAUUAGUUCUUUCAAAAAAACUUGAACUCAAUACUAAAUGGAAACAAUAUGGGUCGACUAUUGCCGGAGGUUACGGAUAUGGUACACAAGCGAAUCAACUCUAUUGUCCUCAUGGUAUUUGUGUUCAUGAUAGUGAUCAUCGAAUUUAUAUCGCUGAUCUUGGAAAUCAUCGUAUUGUUGAAUGGAAAUCUGGUGCAAAUAGUGGCCAAGUUAUUGCUGGUGGAAAUGGAAAAGGAAAUCGAAUGGAUCAAUUAAAUCGUCCAACAGAUGUUAUUGUUGAUAAAAAUAGUGAUUCUCUUAUUAUUUGUGAUUAUGGAAAUCGACGAGUCGUACGAUGUCCUCGUCGUAAUCGUGCAAAUCAACAAACGAUGAUAUCAAAUAUAAAUUGUUGUGGUAUAACAAUGGACUAUCAUGGAGAUCUUUAUAUAUCUGAUACGGAAAAGAAUGAAGUUAAACAAUAUAGACAAGGUGCUACACAUGGAACAGUUGUUGCAGGUGGAAAUGGGAAAGGCGAUCAUCUUAAUCAACUUAAUUUUCCAACAUUUAUUUUUGUUGAUCAAGAUUUAUCAGUUUACGUAUCUGAUCGAAAUAAUAAUCGUGUUGUAAAAUGGGUAAAAGGUGCAAAAGAAGGUGUUGUUGUUGCUGGUGGACAUGCUCAAGGAAAUAGUCUCGCACAAUUAUCUCAUCCUGAAGGAGUUAUUGUUGAUCAUUUUGGUAAUACUUAUGUAGCUGAUUGUUAUAAUCAUCGAAUAUCACGAUGGUCAAGAGGCGCAACAGAAGGAAGUACAGUUGUUGGUGAAAAAGGUAGAGGUAAACAACCAUAUCAAUUUAGUUGUCCGACAGGUGUAUCAAUUGAUCGAGAAGGUCGUUUGUAUGUUGUUGAUUGUAGCAAUGAUCGAGUACAAAUCUUUGAGGUUGAUGUUGCUUAA
Adineta steineri is the source of this 1686-nucleotide messenger RNA. The record is from the annotation of a GenBank genome assembly. Lineage: Eukaryota; Metazoa; Rotifera; Eurotatoria; Adinetida; Adinetidae.